Closterium sp. Naga37s-1 is the source of this 3495-nucleotide messenger RNA. Lineage: Eukaryota; Viridiplantae; Streptophyta; Zygnematophyceae; Desmidiales; Closteriaceae. The record is from the annotation of a GenBank genome assembly.
UACACCAAGGAGAAACUCGCGGAACUGGCGGUAUUGAUGCGCUUCAAGAACCCUUUGGUUUAUUGCAUGAGUGGCUGCAUGCAUGAGUCGCCAUUGACCCUCGGUUCACUUCUGUCGUCUCAUUGGGGCAAUCCCGCAUUGCACCUCCUUGCCCCUCCCCUGUCUUCUUCCCACCAUCUCCUUCCCACUCCUCUCACUGCCCCACUGUGUUCUGGGUGCUCCCUCCCCUCCCACCUUCCCGUUCUCUCCCCCCCUCCACCUCCCCCGCCUUCCCCCGGCCACCCCUGCCCCCAGCGCAACACCAUGCGCAUUGCAGCGCCUUCUUCCGCCUCCAGGCGCACCCCCCCUCCCCCUUCCGCCUCCGUUGCUGCAGCAGGCGCAGCCCUCUCCGCCUCCGCGCCCCCCUCCUCCACAGUCACCCCGCCCUCCCUCUCCGAACCUCUCAUCGUGCUUCGGGGAUCACUCAAACCCGCAGGCUCGGCAGCCGCCGAAGCAGAGGCCGGAGCUAGUGGUUCGGGUGCAGCAGGUUCGGCAGGCGCGGCAGCAGGAAUGGGAGGAUUGGGAGGAAUGGGAGGAGGCCUAGGAACAAGCUUAAGAAAGGCAGGGGGGGGGGGGAUGGGGGAGGAGGAGGAAGUGGAGGAGGAGGAGAGGGAGAAAGCUGCAGAGGAGGAUGAGGAGGAGAGGGCGUGGGAAGAAGAGCAGUUGCGCAAGGGAGUGGGUCGAAUGGCGUCUGUGCCAGGAGCCACAGGGGGAAAGGACGGGGGAAUGGGGGCGAAAACAGGGGGGGAGAAAGGGGGCGGUGUGGGGGCGAUGGGGGGAGGGGGAGAGGAAGGAGGGCGGAGUGCAAGCGAGGUGUUUUCAGGGGGGAUGAGGGCAGGCGCGUGGGGGUAUGGGGGGGCAGGAGGGGGCGUAGGGGGGAUGGGAGGUGCAGGGUCGAUAGUGGCGGAAGGGGAUGAAGUGAUGAAGUUCCUGAGAGAAGGCCUUGCGAGACUGCAGGCCUCGCAGUCCAAGGCUGAGCGGGAGGCUCGGGAGGCGGAGGAUCGGCUGGUGGCGGCAGCGGACGAGGUGUUGGAGCUGGAGAGGGCGAUGAAGGGCGCUGAGGGCAAAUACCGCUUCGUGCAGGACCUGCGGCAAUACGUGGCCGUGCUCUGUGACUUCCUCAAGGACAAGGCGGCGUUGAUAGAGGAGCUCGAGGAGUCCCUGCAGCAGCUGCUUGAAUGCGCCACCCUCUUAACUGAGACACCAAACGCCCCCCUGUCUCCCCUCCCCCCUGUCUCACGUCAGGACAAGGCGGCGCUGAUUGAGGAGCUCGAGGAGUCGCUGCAGCAGCUGCAGGAGGAGCGUGCCAACGCAGCGUUCGAGCGGCGCCGCGCUGACCUGGCAGAUGAGCUGGCGCAAGCGGAGGCUGCCACGUCAGCGGCGGCAGCAGCGAUGGCGCAGGGGGCGGGGACGGUUACGGCAGCUGCAGCGGCGGCAGCAGCGGCGGAGGCGGUGGUGGAAGGGGGAGGGGCGGUGGGAGGGCGAGUGGAACUUGAUGAGUUUGGAAGAGAUGUGAACCUGCAGAAGCGGCUGGAGUUCCAGAGGAGAGUGGCAGCGAGGGAGCGGCGGCACGCCAAGGCUGAAGCCAGGAGGGCUGGGCGGGGUGAAGGGGGUGGAGGGGGUGGAGGAGGGGGAGUGGCGAGGGUGGAGGGGGAGUGGAGCAGUGAGGAGAGUGAGGAUGAGAGGAGUGCGUACAGCUCUGGCAGACAGGAGAUACUCACCGCUGCUGGUGAGCCUCUUCUCUCGUACUUUUUGGCUAAGAUGGGUCCACGUGAUGAUGUGACAGCUGUGAUGUGCUGUGUGGUGCGGUGCAGCAGGAUAGAGCGAGUGGGGGGGCGCAUGGAGCGGUGGAAGCAGCACCACACCUCCAGCUACCCCUGGGCCUACCCCGCAGCUCCACCUACCAGCACGGCCAUACCAACCUCUCCGUCCCGCCCUAUCCUCUACCUCUUUCCUCCAGAUGCGGUGUUUGCGGUUGCAGCAGAGGAGUACAGCAGGAUAGAGCGCGUGAAGGAGCGCAUGGAGCGCUGGAAGCAGCACCACCCCUCCUGCUCCCACCCGCAUUCCCAUACCAUCCUCUUCACCCCUUGUCAACCCCUGCUGCUUCCCCCCAGAUGCGGUGUUUGCGGAUGCAGCAGAGGAGUACAGCAGGAUAGAGCGAGUGAGGUAGCGCAUGGAGCGGUGGAAGCAGCAGCAUCCCUCCGCCUACCCCUUGGCCUACCAUCAAGCCAAUCCCACCCUCUCCGCCCCUUGUCAACCCCUGCUGCUCGCCUGCAGAUGCGGUAUGCGGUGUUUGCGGAUGCAGCGGAGGAGUACAGCAGGAUAGAGCGCGUGAAGGAGCGCAUGGAGCGGUGGAAGCACCACAACCUUAGACCCGUUGGCCUACCAGCAUUUGAUCCCGCCCACCCACCCACCCCGUCCCUCCCUGUCCCCUGCUGCUUUCCCCCAGAUGCGGUGUUUGCGGAUGCAGCGGAGGAGUACAGCAGGAUAGAGCGCGUGAAGGAGCGCAUGGAGCGGUGGAAGCAGCAGCACCCCGCGGCCUACCGGGAUGCCUAUGCCAGCAUGUCAGCGCCGGCCCUCUUUGCUCCCUUUGUGCGCCUGGAGCUGCUCCGAUGGGACCCCCUCUUUGGGGGAGGUGCCUUUGACUCCAUGCACUGGUACUCGGUCCUCUUUGACUACGGCCUCCCAACCGACGGCUCCGAGCCUGCCCCGGACGACCCGGACACGAACCUGGUGCCGAGGCUCGUAGAGAAGGUGGGGCUGCCGAUCCUGCACCACGCCCUGCAGCACUGCUGGGACCCGCUGGACCGCGCCGCGACCAAUCGCGCGGCGACAGCUGUCGAGGAGGUGCUGGUGUAUGUGGAGGCGGGGGCUCCUGCGGUGGUGGAGAUGAUGAAGGCCCUGGAGGGGCGGAUUGAGGGGGCGGUUGCAGAGAUGCAGCUACCAGCAUGGCCGCCCCCUGUGCUCGCUUCAUACCCCGCUGCUGCUCGAUUCGCGGCGCAGAGAUUCGGACAGGCGCUGCGCCUCAUUCACAACCUGGGCAGGAUGCGAGAGGUGGUGUCCCAGUCGCUUCUAGACAGCCUCGUGCUGCAGUCCAUCCUGGCCAAUCAGCUGCUGCCACAUCUGCGCGCCCUCGCCCCUGCGCUGCACGACGCUGUACCCCGUACAGAGCGGCUCGUUUGUGUGCUGUGUGACGGCAAGUGGGCCGGCACGGGCAGCGGCAGUGCCUUGCCUCCCUCGGCAGAACCCAGGAACAGUCCCAAGUCUCCUCUAUCACAACUGGUGGCUUACAUCGAAACGCUGGGGCGGUCUGUAGAGAGUCGGAGUGCAGUGGAGGGGCAGAGGGAGGAGUGUGUGGGGCUGGCGAGGAGGUUGAAGCGCAUGCUGGUGCAGAUGGAAGAGAUGGAUAAGGCCAGGGCGCUUGGCAAGGUGUUUGGUAUCAAAGAGGCACUGUAG